This is a messenger RNA of Physella acuta, 2782 nucleotides long. RefSeq lists its product as uncharacterized. The record is from RefSeq and is a predicted model, not a curated record. Gene Ontology annotation, molecular function: RNA polymerase II cis-regulatory region sequence-specific DNA binding; DNA-binding transcription factor activity, RNA polymerase II-specific. Gene Ontology annotation, biological process: regulation of DNA-templated transcription. NCBI's taxonomy places the organism in Eukaryota, Metazoa, Mollusca, Gastropoda, Physidae.
AUUUAAAAACUGCUGCGGUUGUCGAACCUGGUUUAACUGUCGUCGCCUGUGAAAUGAAGGGAUAACACUCUAUUCUUACAUCAGAUAUUCAGUCAAGCAUUGGCUCAAAGCAAAACAAAUCCAAGUGUACGCAGAAGUUUUCCAGAGUAAUUUAAAUUCCCAAAAACUUACAAAUGGGUGAAGUUUGUAACAUUUGUUUCAAGAACUGUUCCAGUUUUAAAAAACUGAAAAAACAUUUCAUAAAAAAACACACUUCCAUUAUGCUUAUAGAAUGCUGUUUUUGUGAUUUUGUCACUGGGGAUGAAUCCAUUUUUGGAACCCACAAGACUAACACUCAUCCUGAAGACAAACUUGCGUGUGAGCUGUGUAAGUUCACCACUAGACGUUGGUCACGGCUGAAAAAACACUUCUCUCAUCAUCAAAGAAAAAAUCAGGUGGUUGCUUGUGAUGUUGGGUCCAAGCUUGUAGAACAGGCAGCAGCAACACCACCAGGACAAAGAAAGUUGUCCAAAACAUCAGCACCGACAAACUUGCUAUUUGAGAAAUCUAAGCAUGCCAAGCUAGAAACAAAGACAACAUUACCAGCUACAAAUGAUGAUCCAUUGCAACAGGAAAUUCAUGUCAAGUGGCCAAAAGACUUUCAGCAGAGAAGCCUACCUAGAAAAGACGCAAAGACUGCUAACAGUUUUGUGGAUGUUCAGACAGGUUUCAGUCCAGAAACAUCAGCACUGACAAACUUGCUAUUUGAGAAAUCUAAGCAUGCCAAGCUAGAAACAAAGACAACAUUACCAGCUACAAAUGAUGAUCCAUUGCAACAGGAAAUUCAUGUCAAGUGGCCAAAAGACUUUCAGCAGAGAAGCCUACCUAGAAAAGACGCAAAGACUGCUAACAGUUUUGUGGAUGUUCAGACAGGUUUCAGUCCAGAAACAUCAGCACUGACAAACUUGCUAUUUGAGAAAUCUAAGCAUGCCAAGCUAGAAACAAAGACAACAUUACCAGCUACAAAUGAUGAUCCAUUGCAACAGGAAAUUCAUGUCAAGUGGCCAAAAGACUUUCAGCAGAGAAGCCUACCUAGAAAAGACGCAAAGACUGCUAACAGUUUUGUGGAUGUUCAGACAGGUUUCAGUCCAGAAACAUCAGCACUGACAAACUUGCUAUUUGAGAAAUCUAAGCAUGCCAAGCUAGAAACAAAGACAACAUUACCAGCUACAAAUGAUGAUCCAUUGCAACAGGAAAUUCAUGUCAAGUGGCCAAAAGACUUUCAGCAGAGAAGCCUACCUAGAAAAGACACAAAGACUGCUAACAGUUUUGUGGAUGUUCAGACAGGUUUCAGUCCAGAAACAUCAGCACUGACAAACUUGCUAUUUGAGAAAUCUAAGCAUGCCGAGCUAGAAACAAAGACAACAUUACCAGCUACAAAUGAUGAUCCAUUGCAACAGGAAAUUCAUGUCAAGUGGCCAAAAGACUUUCAGCAGAGAAGCCUACCUAGAAAAGACACAAAGACUGCUAACAGUUUUGUGGAUGUUCAGACAGGUUUCAGUCCAGAAACAUCAGCACUGACAAACUUGCUAUUUGAGAAAUCUAAGCAUGCCGAGCUAGAAACAAAGACAACAUUACCAGCUACAAAUGAUGAUCCAUUGCAACAGGAAAUUCAUGUCAAGUGGCCAAAAGACUUUCAGCAGAGAAGCCUACCUAGAAAAGACACAAAGACUGCUAACAGUUUUGUGGAUGUUCAGACAGGUUUCAGUCCAGAAACAUCAGCACUGACAAACUUGCUAUUUGAGAAAUCUAAGCAUGCCGAGCUAGAAACAAAGACAACAUUACCAGCUACAAAUGAUGAUCCAUUGCAACAGGAAAUUCAUGUCAAGUGGCCAAAAGACUUUCAGCAGAGAAGCCUACCUAGAAAAGACACAAAGACUGCUAACAGUUUUGUGGAUGUUCAGACAGGUUUCAGUCCAGAAACAUCAGCACUGACAAACUUGCUAUUUGAGAAAUCUAAGCAUGCCGAGCUAGAAACAAAGACAACAUUACCAGCUACAAAUGAUGAUCCAUUGCAACAGGAAAUUCAUGUCAAGUGGCCAAAAGACUUUCAGCAGAGAAGCCUACCUAGAAAAGACACAAAGACUGCUAACAGUUUUGUGGAUGUUCAGACAGGUUUCAGUCCAGAAACAUCAGCACUGACAAACUUGCUAUUUGAGAAAUCUAAGCAUGCCGAGCUAGAAACAAAGACAACAUUACCAGCUACAAAUGAUGAUCCAUUGCAACAGGAAAUUCAUGUCAAGUGGCCAAAAGACUUUCAGCAGAGAAGCCUACCUAGAAAAGACACAAAGACUGCUAGCAGUUUUGUGGAUGUUCAAAGAGGCUUCAGUCCAGAAACAAAUCUUGAUGUAUCUUUAGAUGAUAAAAUAAAACCAUUUCCAUGUUAUGAGUGUGGCAAGUUUUAUACUACAGAGCGGAUUCUCAAAAGUCAUGUUGAAAGUAAACAUAUUCAAAGACGUUUGUAUACCUGCGAUCAAUGUGAUUUUUCUACAUUUCAUCGUACUGCCAUGUAUCCACAUAAGAAGAUACAUAAGGAUAGAGAGUUCAACUGUGCUAUUUGUGGUAACAGUUUCACCUUGUUGCAAACUUUAAAUAAUCACAUGUUGACACAUUCAGGGAAAAAACCAUUCAGUUGUUUUAUCUGUGACUGUCACUUCACUCAACGUGGUAGUUUAAUUAGGCAUAACAGAAAUGUACAUCAUAAUAAUGAGAUUCCUUGAUUCUAUUUGUUGUUGUUUUUUUU